UGCAGUCCCACUGGAAGUAUGAUUUACGUAUUUGGGGUUUUUCUUAAGAACUUUGUUGGCGCUUUGAUUAAAGCCCUAUGCAAUGUAAACAGAAGCAAACACUGCAUGUUCUAGUGAAGUCACAUGGGAAAAAUGUUAUUAUUCUUGAAGUAUGGCUUGAAAUUCACAGUCCAGAGAAACUCUAUUUUUAAAAAGAGCUGGAGAAUCACUGAACUGGCAUUGAUUGGAAUAAAUGUCCACUAUGUAAUUGUACAAGUCUGCGAGCAACCUAAACGGACUCUGUGGAAGGACUGUGAACCAAAUGUUGAUUCAAGAAAUGACUAGUUCUAAAUAAAUAAAUAAAUGUUCUUCAAUAAAACGGUGUCUAGAAAUAUGUUACUUAGUCAUAGUGAUUCAUGUUCAAAGAAAGAAAAUAAAGUGACCAUUGUAAGACUCCAAGUUAUUGUAAUCUGCUGGUUAAAGAUUUCCUUUUACAACAAAAUAACGGUCUAAUAAGUCUGUUGUGUUGCCAUUCAGCCAACAAAUGCCAAGUAAUUUCCCAACAAGGCAACAAUUGUGCAAGCUGAACAUGUUGCUUUUGACCUCGCUGCAUAGAUCAGCACCUUUUCCAUCUGCUGGAACUUCAGUCAACUAUCUGCAGGGUUAGUAUCUUGGCUAAUUAUCUGAAUAAAAAAAAAAACAAGGUAGAAGGACAAACAAAACUUCCUUUUCUAUUCCUAUAAGAAAAAGGAGCCCAUCCAUUUAUCUCCAAGUUGUCUUAGCCAUUACCUUGUUUUACAUUGUGUUGAAUAGAAAAUAUGUCUUCUGGGAAAAAUUGUGUCUAAAUCCCCUGUGCUAUUUUUGUUUCCAACUGUCCCUUUGUUUUUUUUUCUAUCUCUUUUUAUAUCCCUGUGUUUGUUGUGUGAGGUCAUUCCCUUGUCUCCCCUAAUCCCUCGUGGUGGUCAUCUUUCUGUCCCAGGGUUCAUUUCUAAUCCAUCCAUGGUCCUAUGCCGUAGCUGCUAACACCCUCCAUCUGUCCCUGUCCUCAUAUAAAAACGAGCCAUUGUCCCGCAUUACAAAACUCUCAUAAUUCACGGGGUCUCUCCUCUCAUCCUUUGUGUGCCUGUAUUUCAUCCACUGUGAACCCAUCCUACCAUCACCAAAAGGUAAAAGUAUUUUUUGUAACUUCUCAAACAAUUGCAUUUUCAGUCAUUUCUUUCCAUCCGGAGAAAAGUAAUUGAAUUUUCAUUAUAAUUCUUGUGUGCAGUUACAAUAUAAUAAUGCUAGUUAUCCAUUAUUGUGUUUUUGUGCCCUGUACCAAACUUGUGUGCUUAUUUAGGAUUCAAAAAUUGCUGUAACUAAAGGCAGAACAGUAUGUAGUUCACCAAUGAUGGUCAUAACCUGCAUACAUCUUCCUGGCAUAAUUGCCUGUGAUUUGUGUAGCGUUUGAUUUUGUCCUAGACCAAAUGGACUUACGAAACUAUGAAUAAAAUUCACUUUCAGAGCAAUACGGAUUCACCUUAACUCACAUAAUCUCCCCCUGCAUCCUUGGCUAAAAUUAUCCCGUCAGAAUUCUGUUGUUAAUGCCGCUAUGACCUUGCAUGCCCCUCUCUUUCUGCCACUUUCUCAUCCUGUUGUCUCUUGCAUCUAUCCCUACUUGGGUCGAUCCAGAGCGAGGGCAUCUUCCUUUUGUAAUUUGAUCCUGUCGUGCAGAGUUUGCCAGACUCAGAUGCUGAGAAUCUCAUUAGCAAAGUAGCAGCAGGGCAAACUGUUGAAAGGAUGCUGGUUUUAGAUGGGCACUGCAUGUGCUUGCAAGCCUUUAAGAGACCGUAAAGUACAAGAAGGGGUGGUGACAGUUACAUGCCUCAUACAUUCUCUCUGGCGAUGACACUGUAGCUAUAGAAUUGUUUCAAAUAGCAGUUAUUAUAUGACACUGAUGUGAAUGAGGCACAGGGAAAGGAAUCUGACAGCUGAAUGCUAACGACUGCAAUUAAACUGUGUAUGACAGUCAUUAACAGCAAUUCCUGCAAUCAAAUCCAGAAGUUCCAGUUAGGGAAAGCAAGCAAGGCCAGGUUCACAGCAAUUUGAUGCCUUGUCCACUGACUUGACAGCUGUGCAAAACAGAACUAGGUGCUUCUUGUUCUCAGAGAGCAAAAUGAGAAAAGAACAUGUCUGAAACUGUAGUAAUGAAAGAACCGAACAAAGAAAGUGUCAGAAAUCGUAUCUGACCCCGUCUUUGUCUGCGCAUUCCCACCUGUUCUCACCCCAUCAGUUUUCAUAUGAAGCAUUCAAUCAGAUGUCAGCACUUUAGGACAAUGGAACAAUUUAGAUCUGAUGCUACUUUGGCUUUGUCACUCUGUCCUGCUCUUUCAUCCUCUUUCUAAAGCUAUUACGAAAUGAUCUGCUAUUUUUCCACGUGCUGUCUAUCUCACUCUCGCUUUCUCUUCCUCCUCCUCUCAUCCAGUUUCACCAUGUCUGAUGUAGAGGAGGAAUAUGAUGAACAAGCAGAGGGUGAGUAGAAUUGUUCUUUUUUUUUUUUUUUUUGCCCUCUAAAACUUUAGCUUCAGUGAUUAUCAGUAAAUCCUUGGCAUAAUGUGUACCCAGAGGCCAGUUAUAGAUGUCUGUUGUGGCCCUGCUGAGCUUCAGUUGGUUUCACAGAGCUAUGCAUGUGUCUGAUUGGGUGCUUAGGCUUUUCACAAUGCCUUUUCCAGGAAGGGUUAUUCUUACAGACCGAUCUCAUGUUGCUGUUGGCGUACAUCUGUAACAAAUGGUGUACACUUACAUAAUCCUUUGCACACACUUAUUUAUAUACAUACUCAUAUUCUUUCCUGAUUGUCCUCACGUGCUCUCUUGGGCACAGAAUUGAUAUUCACUUAUGUUUUCUUUUUCCUUCAUCAUCUUGCCAUUGCGGUUUGUUUAUUGAUGAGAAGCAGAGGAGGAGGAGGAGGCUGCAGAGGAUGCAGAACAGCAGGAGUAUACAGAAUAUCAAGAGGAGGCUCAGGAAGAAGAGGAGGAAAGACCCCGGCCCAAGCCCAUGGUUCCACAGCUUGCCCCUCCAAAGAUUCCAGAGGGUGACCGGGUUGACUUCGAUGAUAUUCACAGAAAAAGGAUGGAGAAGGACUUUCUGGAGUUGCAGACUUUAAUUGAUGUCCACUUUGAGCAGAGGAAGAAAGAGGAGGAAGAACUGAUCGGUCUCAAGGAGAGAAUUGAGCGGCGGCGGGCAGAAAGAGCAGAGCAGCAGCGUGUUCGAGCAGAAAAAGAAAGAGACCGACAGACGAGGAUUGCGGAAGAGCGUCAGAGGAAAGAGGAUGAGGAGGCUAAGAAGAGAGCAGAAGACGAGGCCAAGAAGAAGAAGGUUUUGUCCAAUAUGGGGGCAAACUUUGGUGGCUUCUUAGCCAAGGCAGAGCAGAAACGGGGGAAGCGUCUUACUGGACGAGAGAUCAAGAGAAAAACUCUUUCAGAGAGGCGCUCUCCUCUUGGAAUUGAAAAUAUGCGAGAAGAUGGUUUGAGGCAACGAGCUCAGGAGAUGUGGAACUGGAUUUACCAGCUGGAGUCAGAGAAGUUUGACCUCUUGGAUCAUAUGAAGAGACAGAAAUAUGAGAUUGUUGUUCUGCUGAACAGGAUUUCUCACGCUCAAAAGUUCAAAAAAGGCCAUGGUAAAGGAAAGGUUGGAGGUCGCUGGAAAUAAGAAAUUGGGAAAAUAAUGAAAAGACACCAUGGAUGCUUUUACUUUUGACUCUUCUGACAAUUUCAUAGCCUCUGCAAAAGGAUAAUAUUUCUGAAUGUAUUCAAAACUCCUCUCAGAUCUGAUGUACUUGGAUUAGAUGAAUCACUUCUGUAUUAUUUUCAUUCGUAAGGCACUUUGGAAAAAAGUGUCUGCUAAAUUAAUAAAUGUAAGUGGAAAAAAUG
Molecule: messenger RNA, 3888 nt
Organism: Onychostoma macrolepis
Lineage: Eukaryota; Metazoa; Chordata; Actinopteri; Cypriniformes; Cyprinidae
Gene: tnnt1
Product: troponin T type 1 (skeletal, slow)
Exons: 13
Coding region: 3014-3667 (217 amino acids)
Biological process (GO): regulation of muscle contraction; slow-twitch skeletal muscle fiber contraction; sarcomere organization
Cellular component (GO): troponin complex
Molecular function (GO): troponin T binding; tropomyosin binding
Source: RefSeq, a predicted model, not a curated record